GUGAAUUCAAAAGUUCUCGAUAGCGGUCUGCGUGAUAGGUUUGUCUAGAUUUAUGACAUUGCUCCCUUAUCCCUUCGGCAAUGGGCCUAUGACCGGUUAGCGCUUGAAGAAGUAUAUUUGUCCUCUCCUUUCUCCCACCUACAUCUUGCACCCCCACUUCGCUCGCACACUGUGAUGAGUGACCAUAGGCCAGAUCCUCCUCCAGAAACUUAUGAAACAACCGUGCGUGAAAGCUCGAGCCAAUCCUGUAGUCGAGUCAAGCAAGCUACUCGGAAAUUGGCAAAAGGGAUCACCAAGAAACUUUCUAAACGUUUCAAAUGUUCCCGCAAGCGUAUUCCUGCAACUCAGGAUGUCGAACAUCAAGUUCCUUUAUCCAGUGAUAACAUCCAGUUUUUCAGAGGCGCCCAGGACGCGUCACUUCCGCAUCCUUCCACCGACGACAAGCAUCCCACCACAUCUGAAAAUACUACUGGAUGUGUCAACCAAGGGACAUCCGGACAAUCUGCUUAUAAGGCUCUUGACGUCACCUCUAGCGUAGAGGAAACCUCUGGUCCCAAAUCAGUUGAUGCCGAACUUCAGGGUGCCCAUGAGGCUUUAGAAAACAUUAAAACACUCUGGAGACCUGCGCAGCCUGUGAUGUCCGCUGUCAACGAUGCCCCAGCAGGUCUCACUGCCGUAGAUAAUUUCCAGACCAAUUACCUCCAGCCCCUGAAAAUCUUCGACGCCGCCAUUGACAAGAUUGCAAAUGUGCAUCCAUACGCAAAAAUGGCAUUGGGCGUACUUUCUGCUGCAGCCAAAAUUAUUCUUGCUCAGGCGGAGCGCGACAAAUCAGUAGAUUGCCUUCUUCAAAAACUAGAUGAAGUUUAUGGUUUCAUUACCAAAGACGAUAAUCUUUCCAAGGUUGAACCAAUGCGUGAUGUCAUCGGAAAGAUUGCUCAGCAGACUCUGGAGUGUGCCCGUUUCAUCAGGGAAUACUCGAAGACGAAGAGCUUCUGGAAGAGACUCGGUAAAAACAUCGUCGCGGAAACAAACGAUAUCACCGCACAGUACAUCAAUGCCUUGGAUGGACUUAUGCAGCAAUUUCGGGAUCAAACUCAUCGGGAUGUAGCUAUCUUUGUCCAGUUUGCGGGUGAAACACUUGGUCUCAGCGGCAUGACUUAUGCAG
Molecule: messenger RNA, 1165 nt
Organism: Suillus bovinus
Lineage: Eukaryota; Fungi; Basidiomycota; Agaricomycetes; Boletales; Suillaceae
Exons: 9
Source: RefSeq, a predicted model, not a curated record